UAUAUUGCAAUAAAAUACUUGAAAAAAUAAUUUGAUCAUUUCAUGUAUAAUAAAAGAACCAGAAAAAUUGGGCAAAAAAGAAAAGAAAACUAGAUUAGUUAGUAUAAUAAUAAUAUCCUUCGAUCGACAGCUGUUCAAUCGAGUGAUAGCUUGUUUUUUCGGUCGCGCAAUUAUUUUUUUAUGGGAGAAACGGUUAAAAUCAAGUAAUUCCUUCAAAAUCAUCUUAUGAACUAAAUUCGCUCGCCUGCGCGAAAACAACCAAAGUCAGACACAAAGAAAAAGUUAGUCGAUCCUUCCUCCCUCCCCCUUCUAGCAUUCCCCCAAAAUACUAUUCAAUUCUUCCCUUUUCUACAAAUCCAUUCACCUUCUUCGAUUUAUUAAAAAUUAAAAAGCAACAUUUAAUCCUUUUUAUUAAAUAAAUUUUUAAUCAAAAAAUGUGGCACUUUGAUAAAAAUCAAAGAGCAGUAGGCAUUUUAUGUCUUAUCUAUGGAAUUUGGCAUUUUGGAACUAACUGGACAACUACGUUAAUUUCUUUUCUGCAGUGGGAUACUACUGAAACUUUGUCAAUUGUAGACCUGGCUUAUAUACAAGCAUUUGGAAGUCUUUGUAAUGCUGUAGGCUCACUUGCAAUUGGACAGAUGACUGAUUCGAUAGGACCAAAAAUAAUGUUCCUUUUCUCAACAAUUUUAACAUCGAUAUAUUUCGUUGGGCUUGGAUUGUGUCGCACAUGGAUAACGUUUUUUCUAUUACAAAUUCUUCGAGUUGGUUAUCAACUAGACAGCACAGCUGAAAUGUAUUUAGCAACAGUUACGACUGAAAGGGAGAGAACGGGUGCUUUAAUGAUUUUGUCUAUUCCUCAGGCUAUUUCCAUGUUUUUUGCUCCUAUAGUUGGUAGUAGAAUUGCAAGUUAUACAACAUUAAGAGCUUCACAAAUGAUUUGUGGAGGAGUAAUGCCUAUUGUUUUAAUUCCUGUUGUUUUGUUCCUUUUACCAACAACCCAUUCAAUUCCAAAACUUGCUACUGCAAAACUGAGACCUCAGGAUUACUGGCCAAUGGUCACAAAAAACCAAGCUUUACGUGAAGGAUUAAUUCUAAGAGCCCUACUUAUUGUUGCUUAUGUUUGUUAUGAAUUAAUUGCGCGCAAUUUUGUACUUCGCUCCUAUAUGCAUUUAACUAGCGAAAAUGCAGAAGUGAUGCUUGCAUGUAUUGCUCUAUUUUUUGCUUAUGGAGGUAUUAUAUUUACUAGUUCCUUUUAUGAAUAUCUUCUUGUAACGGCUAUUCAUACUGGGGCAUAUGCAAUAGCCUAUGCAGAAUCAUCAACACAAAUUACUGGUGCCGUUCAAAUUGGCGAUCUUGGAAAAGCAACAGGACUUGCUUCAAUGGUCCAAUGGACAUCUCACUUUUUAAUUCCCUUAUAUACUUCCCAUAUAGUCAAUUCUUGGCAUUACACUUAUGCAUUCUAUUCAAGCAGUUUACUUGCACUAAUUACUUUAGGCUAUAUAACUGUAUAUACUAAACAAACAAAUGCGCGGUGCAGGACGUUACUUCCCCAAUUAAUAACAACAUAA
This is a messenger RNA of Meloidogyne enterolobii, 1568 nucleotides long. The record is from the annotation of a GenBank genome assembly. NCBI's taxonomy places the organism in Eukaryota, Metazoa, Nematoda, Chromadorea, Rhabditida, Meloidogynidae.